Messenger RNA from Aspergillus sclerotioniger CBS 115572, 1109 nucleotides. RefSeq lists its product as uncharacterized. The record is from RefSeq and is a predicted model, not a curated record. NCBI's taxonomy places the organism in Eukaryota, Fungi, Ascomycota, Eurotiomycetes, Eurotiales, Aspergillaceae. The coding region runs from base 416 to 1066 and encodes 216 amino acids. The transcript has a single exon.
CGCCACAAUAUGGGGAGGCCCAAUGCGUGACUGACUUCGAUAUACUCCUACCACAUGUAGAGUCAGGGGUGGUUGAUCUCUCCAACCCAGAGACGGAUCUUCUCGAUCUACUUGCCGAAUGUCCACCCCUACAACCUUCCGCGCCGCCAUUAGCAUACCAGGACCCAGGUACUGCCGUGAUAAGGACGAGAUCCUUGAUGCCUAUCUCGACAAUCGUCGCGACACGCUUGCAAUUCGGCAUAGAUGUGCUAAACCAAGCACCCAGAAUGAUGGUUCUGGAAAACCAGACCCCAUGGUGUCAUCGCCAGCUGUACAAAGAUGGCAUGCCGAGGUCAGUGCAAGGUAGGCCACUGCCGUCCUACCAGCUUAUGCGUUUCUAAUAAUAGCAGACGCUUUGGCUUGCUGUGCCCUCUACAUGGCUCGAAACGAGAUCAACACCCCCGUCAUCCUAUCUUCCUUCAAAACCCGCAUCGACGACCUGCUCACCUCCCCACCUCCAAGCACACAUAUAGAAGCCCUCGCUUACACGCAAUCACUCAUUCUCUAUCAAAUUAUGCGUCUCUUCGAUGGUGAUAUCCACGCCCGCGUAUCCGCCGAACCACUCAUCCCUGUCUUGAAAACCGCCGCCCUCAACCUCUUGAGCCUUGUUCAUUUCCCAGCUGUGGAAGCCGAAACUGAUUCUUCCGCACCCAUGGAAGCUGUCAUGCAAUCAUGGAGCGAUUGGGUAUACCAGGAGUCGGCGCGACGCACUGCGCUGUUCAGCUUCUACCUGAUCCAGAUAUACCGCUUGAUUAUCGGCGAAAACAACCUCAGCUGCGACGGCCGUCUGGGUCUCAACCAUUCGUGGUAUCUAUCUGCACAGCUGUGGAACGCGCAGACUGCCUUUGAUUUUGCGGUUGCGUGGAACGAGAACCAGCAUUUUCUGAUCUGCAAUGCGGAUUUUGUGGGCGCGUUGCAAUCUGCACGACCGGCUGAUGUAGAUUUGUUUGGGCGGAUGCUUCUCAGUACAGUCUUGGGGGUUGAUCAGGCUAAGGCGUGGUUUUAUUCUCGGGGGGCUAUCCUGUAAUGAUUGGGUCACCCCGAUGGUCCGAGAAUCGUCAAAAUUCGUG